This is a messenger RNA of Colletotrichum costaricense, 633 nucleotides long. RefSeq lists its product as uncharacterized. The record is from RefSeq and is a predicted model, not a curated record. Bases 1 to 633 code for a protein of 210 amino acids. NCBI's taxonomy places the organism in Eukaryota, Fungi, Ascomycota, Sordariomycetes, Glomerellales, Glomerellaceae. The transcript is spliced from 3 exons.
AUGCGGCAGCCGAAAGUUUUCUUAACUGGAGUUUCUGGUUACGUUGGAGGGCACUUAUUUGUACGACUCGUUCAAAAACACCCAGAGUGGAACUACUCAGUUCUCGUUAGGACAGAGAAGCAGGCUGUCGACAUUUUGGCUAAGUACCCAGACAUCGAGGUCGUAAUUGGUGACUUGGACAACAAAGAUAUCCUGGUCAAGGCUGCUUCGACUGCAGAUAUCGUUUUGCAGCUUGCAUCAGCUGAUCAUCUUUCUGGAGCUGUGUCUUUGGUCGAAGGCCUCAGCCAAGGGCAGUCAGCUCCGGGGAAACUGAUCCAUAUUUCCGGAACAGGAAUGGUUCUUGACGUCUCCAAGGGAUUUGGCGUUCUUAGUGACAGAACAUGGAAUGAUGUCGACGAUAUCGAAGAAAUUUCAUCCUUGCCGCUUGAGGGACACGUACACAGAGACGUCGACGAAGCUGUCCUCGAGGCUGGCGAACGAUUGCACGUGCCAGUGGCAAUCAUCUCGCCCUGCACGAUUCACGGCCUUGGUCAAGGCCCUCUGAAGAGCAUGGGCUUCUCUGUUGGUGGAUACAUCGAGAAGGUCAUAGAUCGGGGCAGAGGUUUUCAAGUUGCAGAGGCUCAAAAUCAGUAG